GAGCAUGCUCAGUAGCCGCCCGCGUCUAGCUCCCAGGGAAACCUCUGCACGCCCUCCCCAGCUGCUCUCGGUCGCCUCCUCGCCGCCGGCCGCCCAGGGUGCAUCCCGGCUUGCAGGGCUCCACGCGACCCAGAUUCCCGCCCCUCCCCCGCCCCUCCUGCGCCCGCAGCCAGUGCGGCAGCCGCGGCCGCCUCUGUCCAGCUUCCGCGCGGGGACCAGCCGCUGUGGUCACGGUCGCCAGCACAUAGCUGGAGCGAAAACAGAGAUGAAAACGACACUGGCGCUCUCCCGGAGCUGCUGAGCCCACCGCUGUCCCUGUCCCGCCCACAUUUACUUUGGAAAAAGAAAAUUUGGAAGCAGUUGCUUGAAGACAGUUGACAUCACAUCUGGAGAGUCCACAGCAGCACAAUGAAGCACUUCCUGAGCUUUCUAUCGGAAGGGCGCUGUCUUUUGUUCCCCACAGGAUGUUGAUCCAGGUGUGCCUGUAUUUUUACUGUAAAUUUUUGUGGCGCUGCAUGAAGUUUGUUAUGCGAAAGCUCACAGGAAGGUGUGAACUGCAAAGGAUUUGCUACAGCACCAAGCCUGGAGCUUCUAGAACCAUGAAAAUCGAAACGUCACUGAGGGACUCGAAAAGCAAGCUGUUGCAGACAUCAGUGAGUGUCCACCCCGAUGCCAUCGAAAAGACGAUUGACGACAUCAUGGAACUGAAAAAAAUUAACCCCGACAUCAACCCACAGCUGGGAAUCUCUCUCCAGGCUUGCCUUCUGCAGAUUGUAGGUUACAGAAACCUCAUUGCAGACGUGGAAAAACUACGCAGAGAACCCUACGACUCCGACAACCCUCAGCAUGAAGAGAUGCUUUUGAAGCUAUGGGAGUUCCUGAAGCCCAACACACCCCUGGAAGCUCGGAUUUCUAAGCAGUGGUGUGAGAUCGGUUUCCAGGGUGAUGAUCCGAAAACGGAUUUUCGAGGAAUGGGUCUCCUGGGACUUUAUAAUCUACAAUACUUUGCAGAACGGGAUGCCACAGUGGCUCAGCAGGUCCUCUCCGACUCUCUUCAUCCAAAAUGCAGGGAUAUCACUAAAGAGGAAAUAAGCAAAUUCAGCAAAGCAGAAUGGGAAAAGAAAAGGAUGGAUAAAGCAAUUGGGUACUCCUUUGCAAUUGUGGGCAUCAAUAUCACCGAUCUGGCAUAUAAUCUGCUUGUGAGUGGUGCUCUCAAAACCCAUUUCUACAACAUUGCCCCCGAAGCACCAACACUGUCUCACUUCCAACAAACAUUCUGCUAUCUGAUGCACGAGUUUCACAAGUUUUGGAUUGAGGAGGACCCCAUGGACAUCAUGGAAUUUAAUCGCGUGCGGGAGAAAUUCCGAAAAAGGAUCAUAAAACAGCUUCAGAACCCAGACAUGGCACUGUGCCCGCAUUUUGCUGCAUCUGAGGGCUUAAUCAACAUGUAGUGCCCACGCCGGACUCAACGGCUCCUCAGAACACUGCCUCAUUGUUGUCUUAGAUCUCUGCUUAGGUGACAGCUCACACACCGAAUGCACAUAGUGAUUAUACAUAUAUAUAUAUAUAUGCAUGCCUUUUGGUACAGUAUUUUCAUCUCUUGGUCAUAAUUCCAAGAUCCCCCAAAUACCACUAUUUCUGGAGUGUCUACCCUCCAGUGACUGCUCAUAUUGUGGCAUUAUGCAGUGUUAGCAUCUGUUCUUGAUACCCAGGUAUGAAGAAAGUUUUAUAUUUUUUUAGGCUUUUUUUUCCUCAUCAUCAUUCAAUACUAAAAAUGUGUAAUAAUUCCCUAGAUGUAAUUUGUAUGAAAGAGAUCUAACUGAAUCUCAUUCUGUGUACAUAUUUAUUAAAAUGUUUCAUGAGGACUGUG
Molecule: messenger RNA, 1870 nt
Organism: Onychomys torridus (southern grasshopper mouse)
Lineage: Eukaryota; Metazoa; Chordata; Mammalia; Rodentia; Cricetidae
Gene: Elmod1
Product: ELMO domain containing 1
Exons: 12
Coding region: 465-1451 (328 amino acids)
Molecular function (GO): GTPase activator activity
Source: RefSeq, a predicted model, not a curated record